Messenger RNA from Adineta ricciae, 7437 nucleotides. Lineage: Eukaryota; Metazoa; Rotifera; Eurotatoria; Adinetida; Adinetidae. The record is from the annotation of a GenBank genome assembly.
AUGAUUUUUACUUCGGCAAUUUCCAGUGCCAUUAGCAAAACAAACAAAACAAUUUCAGAGACAUUAGUCACGUACCGAGUUUUUUCCUGUCCGUUCGUAAAUAACACAUUGCAAACGCGACUCACACAAAUCAUUUGUGAAAAUCUUCCUAACCAUUUGUCGAUGAUUUGCAAAGUUCCAACGAAGAUCUACGUCGGCAAGCAACACUUAAUCUUUACGAACGCAUCAUUGUGCAGUAUGCUGAUUCUUGUGGAAGAAAUUCAAAUUUUCGUUCGCACGAAAAUGAGUAAUCCCAAUAAUAUCAACGAAAAUCGCGCAGCACUUCUUGUUAUUCUUUGUUUUAUCUGUGCGGGACAACAUUUUUAUACUGAAUUAAGUAACAAACUAGAAGCAACAUUACGUGGUUAUAAACAAACGUCGAUGGAUUCCAAUCUUUGUGAAUUACUUGUUAAAUUAACAUGUCUUCUUGUUAAAGGCUGUGAUAGAAAGAAUAUUGAUCAGUUCUCGAUCGAUAUUCUCAAAGCAUUGGAAUACAUAUCUCCUGAAGAAAAACACGAAAUACGACGUUAUAACGGCAUACGAAGUCUAAAAGAAAUUGCCCUGACUGCUCCUUUACGUUACUAUCAUUUGAUAACACCAAUCGACGAAUAUUUCGGACAACUUUUCAGCGUAAUGGCCGAUCCAAAUAAGUACAUUCGCGAAGCAUUUGCUGAAACAAUGAGAGUGACUUUAACUGUUCUUGCUGAUCGGGAAGAUGAAGAACAAGAAAAGAAUCUGUUUCUCCAAGUUUAUCAUAUGGCUUGUAAAGAAUCAAUGACGUGCUUGGCUAGCGAUCAGAAUGAUGCUCAAGUUCAUGGAGGAUUGCUGCUGUUUAACGAACUGUUACGCAUAUCGGAUAUGAAAUUCGAAAGUACCUAUCAAGAUUUGUUCCAAUCAUAUAAAGUGAUGAAAUCAAAGGUAUUCUCUUAUAAAAACAUUCAUCGUGCUCGUUUUGCUUUCACAUUCGAACAGAUCGGUCUUUCAUCGCCUAUAAAUAUUAUUGAUAGUCUCGAACAGUCAUCCGUUCCAUCUCAAUCAUUCUUAAUGCGUUCAAUUUUCUUAGAAAAUUUCCUUGAAAUAUGUGAUCAAAUCCUCCCGUUGAUUCAUCAAUCCAAAUCGACUAAUGCUCAUGUUCUCAUUCAGAUUCUACCACGCUUAGCGUCUUUGAACUACGAACUAUUUUCUUCAAAAUCACAUGCGGAUUCAACGAUGAAUUUCAUAUUCGAACAGAUCAAUUCUCCGGAAUCAAACCAACGUCAGUCGGCUUUUCAUGCAUUGGGUUUAAUGAUUUACUUAGACACCAGGCUAUUAACGAAGCAUAUGACAAAAAUCACUGAUUAUUUGAAAGAGACCUUCAUUCCCAUUUCUGAUCGUCGAUAUCUGUCACCGAUGACAAGUACUCUCGCAUGUAUCACAUUGAUUGGUGAAGGAGGUCGAAAAGCAUCGCAAUGCUUAAAUGCUCUACUUCAAUAUUUAUUAAACUGUGAUUUAAAUCACUCGAUUGUAUUCUGUCUAAAGAAAUUAUGCUCAAUGCCAUUGAUAUCAACAGAUAUAAAGCAGAAAAUUUACCGAGGUUUGUUAGAAAAUCUUGCUUUGAUCUUGCGCCAGACAAAUGAACAGACCGACAUGAUUUUGAUUGCUUUACAAACGUUACAAACAUUCGAUUUUGAAGUUCAGGCAAUCGAACCGGUAUUUAUCGAUAUUUUACAUUUACAUUUGAUUCAACAUACUAAUGUUCGUAUUCGAAUUGAAUCAAUUAUGACAAUGACAUAUCUGUUGCGGCAUUUCUUUUUACCAAUCGCAUCAAUGAAGAAAAUACACAUCAAACUUGCUUUAAUUGUACAUAAACUAAUAACUAUCGCUGUCACUGAUCUAGAUCCCGAUGUACGCUAUCAUGUUCUUCUUGGUUUACAAGAUGGUUUCCAUGAAUUUCUUGUGAAAAAUGAAAUAUCAGACUUGUUGUUCUUCUCAAUCAAUGAUCACUGUCAUGAAAUAAGAGAAUUAACUAUAAUUUUACUCGGACGCUUAUCAAAUGUGAAUCCAGCUUAUAUUUUACCUCGUUUAAAACAAGUUCUGUUUCAAUUCUUAACAGACUUAGCACUUCAACGUGCAUACAAUGAAAAAGAGCAAACAUUAAGAUUCUUAGGUCAACUGAUUACAAAUGCACCGAAACUCGUUCGGUUAUAUUCGCCACUGAUCAGUCAAGUUCUAUUGCCACUCAUCAAACAAACAGACCAACAUUGCAAUGCGCUCAUGACUUUAGUCCAAACUAUUGGCGACUACGCUCAUGUUUGUGGCGUUGAUUUUCGUGAACAUCUCCAUGACGUAUUCCCUGUUUUAAUACACAUGCUGCAAGACACAUUGAAUGCUCGCAAACGUCAAGUAGCUCUAUGCGUAACAGAAAAAUUGAUUAGAAGCUGUUGCUAUGUCAUCGAACCAUUCGAAAAAUAUCCUCUACUAUUUGAUUUACUAUUUCAAUGUUUGAAGUCCGAAGAUACCUUUGUCCGUCGACAAACGAUACGUCUACUCGGUUUUAUCGGUGCGAUUGAUCCUCAGCAUAUUCAAUCAUUUAAUGGUCACUCGUCGGAAACCAAUGACAUAACAAUCAUUCAUCGCACUUCAAACACGAGCGAUUCAAUUGAGUCCUCGUCAAAUGAACAUACAACUCUAGCUAUUCAUAUUUGCCUUCGUGUACUCCAAGAUUCAAGCAAUUCAAAUUUACAUUUCAAAUCGAUUGAAGCGAUUUCGAAGAUCUUUCAAAGACUUGGUGAUAAUUGCACUCAGUAUGUACCCGUUGUUUUUCCAGCGUUACUAUCGGUUAUUCAAAAUACUAAUCGGAAAAAUCUACCUCCUUACUUUCAUCAAAUGAAUUUUAUUAUCGUGUCGAUGAAGACUUCGAUCGCACCGUAUAUGAAUGAUAUAAUUCAACUUAUCGAAACUUAUUCAAGUUUGAGCAUCGAAUUACAGAUCUUGUUUAUUCAAACCAUCGAAUCGGUAGUGAGUGCGUUGGAAAACGAAUUGCAUCACUAUACUCAUUUGUUAUUACCGUUGAUUAUGAAGAUCUUAAAAAUCGAUUUGAAGAAUUAUUCAUCUAUUGAUAAACAAACGAUCUUAUUACGAAUGUUUUCCACAUUAAAAAAAAUCGACCGGCCUUUAAGGCCGUACUUGAAAAAUAUUCUCUUGCAAAUAUUAGAUAUUGCACUGUUGGAUGAAAAUUCCAUAAAAGUACGCGAAGAAGCAUUGAGUACAUUUGAACAUCUAGUAAAAAAGGAAUUUAUUCAUGAUUAUGCAUUGACUAUCGUUCAAAUUCUACUGUCAAUUCUUAAUUCUACGACACAAUUACAAAUAAAAUGUUUGGAUACGAUUUAUGUAGUAGCUCAACAUAUGGGCAAGGAUUUUCUUAUCUUCAGUCCGCUCGUAUCGAAAUCUAUGCAUGAAUACUCAUUAAAACAUCCCGAGUACGAAUCGUACAUGUCCAAAUUGAAAGAUUCGCCAUCUGAUCAGUCACAAACGCAAGUGAAUAGCAGUUCUGUCCAAGUUGCAUCUUCCACUAAACAAUUGACUGUACAUGAUCCUUCGAUGGUGUAUACAAUGCGUAUUGUGCCAUUGAGACAGCAUUGGUUACAAGCUUUGCAUCGAAAUGCAACCGAUUUAUCGAUAUGGUUAAGUAAAUUUCAACAGCUUGUUCUAGAACAAUCACCAAUUUAUUCAUUACGAGCAAUGGGAACUUAUCUAGCCGAGCAUUCGUCAUCGAUUUCGAAAGAGUUGUUCAAUGCUUCGUUCAUAUCCUGUUGGAAUAUAAUGAAUACUGAAGAUCGGAGAAGUUUAGCAGAAACCUUGAUUUAUGUUCUAUCGGCAUGCGAUAAAGCCGAUGUAAUACAGACUAUACUUAAUUUAGUCGAAUACUAUGAACAUUGUCAAGUCGAAAAGUCCGAAGAACAGCUCGCAACGUUAAUUAACGUUCCUUUAUUCAUUAGCAAGGCCAUUUCGGUUCGAGCAUAUGCCAAAGCUUUACGAUAUACCGAAAUGCAAUUUGAAAGUCAAAAUAUCUCCUCGUCGGAUACAGUCGAAACGCUAAUCAGCCUCAAUUAUGAAUUACAUCAAUCCGAAGCUGCAUUUGGUGCAUUAGAAUAUGCGAAAUUUCAUAAAAUCACGAUCAAAGAUCUUUGGUACGAAAAAUUGGAUCAAUGGGAACGAGCACUCGGCCACUAUGAAUUCACCCAGGCCAACGAUCAGUAUAAUUUGGAUAUCGAAUUGGGACGAAUGCGAUGCAUGCAGGCACUUGGUUUGUGGACUGAAUUGAAGAAACUGACGCAUCAAAUAUGGAAUAUCACAGAACCAAUUGCCGGCGAAGCAUCAAUUUCAUCAUCUAUCAGUCGAACUGAAACGAAGAGAACUCUUCAAGAGAAAGUCGCACCUAUUGCAGCACGUGCAGCAUGGAGCGUAAGAGAUCUAGUGGAUAUGGAGAAGUAUUCGAUUCAUAUACCAAUUACAAAAUUUGAAGGAGCUUACUAUCGCGCUAUAAAUGACAUUCGAAAGAAUAAUUAUCGGCAAGCACAGGAUUCGAUCGAUUUAGCAAGAGAGUUCUUGGAUGGAGAAUUGAAGACCAUAACGAAUGAAAGUUCUAGUCGUGUGUAUUCAGCAAUGGUCAAUGCGCAAUUACUAUCUGAAUUAGAAGAAGUUUGGGAAUAUAAAACCCGUCCUGAGCGUCAACAAUCGAUCUGUAUGAUGUGGCAAAAACGUAUGGAAGGUAAUCAAUCGAUGAUCAUCGAUGAUCGCCAUCGUUUAUUGUUAAUACAUUCUUUGUGUUUACCAAUGAUUGACGACCUUCAAUCUUGGAUCAAAUUAGCCAGUCUUUGCCGUCGAUCGGAUCGUUUGAUGAUGGCAGAUUUUAUAUUUAAACAAUUAACUCAAACAGUUCCAAUCGAUGGAAAUCAAUCUUCCCAAACGUUUUAUCAUUCAAUGUUACUUCAUUAUGAGAAAGGAAAGUAUGACUGGCAUUGUUUAAAUAAAGCACGUGAACGUCUGUACUCUGAACGACAAAGUCGUCAUGAAAAUUCGAUACGUAACAAAUCGCCGAUCAAUGACGAAGAUCUCGAUGAUAAAUUGCAACAAAAUCAACGGGAGCAACUGCAGCUCAUUAAUAAUAUGAAACAGAUCAUUCAUAAAAUACAGCAAUCAUCACCUUUUACAAACAUAACUGAACCGAACGCAUCGCCCCUUCGUCGAUUAACAUCGAGGUGUUUCUUACGGUUAGGCACUUGGCAACAUGAAUUAUCUGGCAUAGCCAAUGAUAGAAUAUCCGAUGAAAUUCGGAUCAACUACGAACAUGCAUGGACAUACGAUGAAUCAAAUUACAAAGCGUGGAACGCUUAUGCCGUACUUAAUUAUGAUAUAGUUCAUCAUCGUCGGAAGGAAAUUCAAGAUUUAACACACGACACUCAACAUCAACUGUCAACCACGAUACUUCGCUGUGCCGUUUCUUCAGUUAAAAGUCUAUUUAAAUGCAUUGUACUUUCAAAGUCGAAGCAUUGUCUACAAGAUACCCUGCGUUUAUUAACCAUUUUAUUUGAAUACGGGCAAUAUGAUGAAGUGUAUCAGGCGUUUGAUGAAAAUAUGCGCAUGAUACCAAUUGAUGUUUGGUUACAAGUUUUGCCACAACUGAUUGCACGAAUUGAUUCGUCACAGAUCUCUAUUCGUCAGCUGAUACAACGCUUAUUAAUAGAUAUCAGCCGAGAACAUUCUCAAGCUUUGAUUUAUCCGCUGGUCGUCGCAUCAAAAUCACGUAUUUCCGAACGAAAAUUUGCGGCAUACAUUGUUUUAAAUCGUAUGAGAGAACAUAGCUCCGUACUUGUUCAACAGGCAAUCAUCGUAAGUGAUGAACUGAUAAAAAUUUCCAUCUUAUGGCAUGAAAAAUGGCACGAUGGAUUAGGAGGAGCACUAAAUCAAUUCACCGAACAUAAAAAUCUUCUCGGAAUGAUCGAGCAAUUAAAAGACUUACAUGCAGAGAAUUGUCUCGAUGUCAGUAAUACUUUGAAUGAACGUAAGUUUCUUGAUUUAUAUAAGAACGAUUUACUACAAGCUUCCCAACAUCUUCGUCAAUUCUGUCAAACGGCCAAUACAGUGGAAUUUCAAAUGAUAUAUCGACUUUACUUUCAAAUCUAUCAACGUCUACACACACAUUUACAAUCGAUGACAGCACUUGCACUCGAUCAAGUCUCUCCCCAAUUGCUUACACAUUGUCACGAUUUGGAAUUGGCUAUUCCCGGAACGUAUAAGCCACAUAAACCGCCGAUAACCAUUCGAAAUAUUCAUUCAAACGUCAAGAUCAUCACGUCAAAACAACGACCAAGGAAAAUCAGUAUGAUGGGCUCGGAUGGUUUUCAAUAUACAUUUCUAUUAAAAGGACAUGAAGAUUUACGACAAGAUGAACGUGUCAUGCAGUUGUUUGGUUUGGUCAACGAAUUUCUUACAACGAAUGAGCAAACGCGUCAUCAGAAUUUCGAUAUUCAACGUUACCCUGUCAUUCCAUUAGCGUUAAACAACGGCUUACUCGGUUGGGUCAGUCAAUGUGAUACAUUACAUACACUGAUCAAAGACCAUCGUACAAAAGCCGGAAUCACUUUUGAUAUCGAGUAUCGUCAUAUUCGAAAUCAAAAACAUGACUAUGAACAACUGCCACUCAUAAAUAAAGUUGAAAUAUUCGAAAAUACGAUUGGUUCAUUGGAAGAUGAUGAUCUAGCAAAGAUUUUAUGGCAUACGAGCUCCAAUGCUGAAGUCUGGUUAGUGAGAAGAUCGAAUUACACGAGAUCGUUGGCUGUAAUGUCUAUGGUUGGAUAUAUAUUAGGUUUAGGCGAUCGUCAUUUAUCGAAUUUAAUGCUUGAUCAUGCAAGUGGGAAAGUUGUCCAUAUAGAUUUUGGCGAUUGUUUCGAAGUAGCGAUGAAACGGGAGAAGUUUGCGGAAAAAGUUCCGUUUCGUUUGACACGAAUUCUAUGUAAAGCUAUGGAAGUGACCGGAAUCAACGGAACGUUUCGCAUGACGUGUGAACACGUGAUGGCCGUCCUAAGGAAAAAUCGAGAUAGUCUCAUGGCUGUCCUCGAAGCAUUCAUUCAUGAUCCCUUACUGAAUUGGCGGUUGUUAAGUGAACCGAAUAGUACAGCAUCAAGUUUAUCGACGAUUUACGAAGAGGAGCGGGAGGAUCGGAGUGUAGCGCAACAGCAAAGUCUUGAUAUUCAAACAGUGGAAGUAAUUAAUCGCGUGCGAGAUAAAUUAACUGGCAAUGAUUUUCAUCGUGAACAACCUGUAGAUAUUCCAACACAAGUGGAAUUACUGAUAAAACAAGCAACAAAUCAUGAGAAUCUUUGCCAAUCUUAUCUGGGUUGGUGUCCGUUUUGGUGA